Phalaenopsis equestris is the source of this 1802-nucleotide messenger RNA. Its product is annotated as zinc finger CCCH domain-containing protein 18-like. The record is from RefSeq and is a predicted model, not a curated record. NCBI's taxonomy places the organism in Eukaryota, Viridiplantae, Streptophyta, Magnoliopsida, Asparagales, Orchidaceae. The transcript is spliced from 8 exons. Bases 327 to 1712 code for a protein of 461 amino acids. Gene Ontology annotation, molecular function: RNA binding.
UGUUCUUCUCAACUUCUAACCUUGUUUGUGAUUCAUUCUUUGCAUUAAAGUAGUUCCUGGAGUUGUUUUUUUGACAAAAGUUUCGAUUUUUUUAACUUUUGUUAGGGAUUUCUUCCAGAACGUGUUUGAAAAUUUUCGCUAGAUUUUCACUCACUGAUGAUACAUGUUUAUAGCAUCGACACUUCUGCCAAUUUUUUUUUUUUCGUUAUCUUCUCUGAAAUGAUUCCCCUAUUUUCAUUGCUUAAGCAAAGCGCCCUUUCGUUUUUUGUUUUCAGUUCCUCGUUUUUUUUUCUCCCAUUGAUGAUUUUCACAGAAACUACUGAAUAAUGGAGAUUGGGAAAUACACACAAGGUAUACUUCAAAGAAUUCAGAAAAUAGAACCAGAUAACGCGAUCAAAAUUUUUGGCUAUCUUCUGUUGCAUCACAAUAAUGAUGAAAUAGUUGACUACUUGUCUGGAACUGAAGAGCAGAUUCAUUCUCUCAUCGCCGAGGCAAAGUCUUAUUUCAUGUUUUCUUCCAAAUUCAAAUUCCCACAUUAUUUAAAUCCAUACUAUAGCCACGCCACUCCCCUUCCAUUCUUUGCUCCUCCAAGCAUUAGAAACUUGGAUCAUUUUCCUCAUAAAGAUGCUUGUUUCAUGGAAGAGCAGCUAUACACCUUGAGACCCAUGGGUGUUGAUCUGCCUCACAAUCUCAGCAUUCCUGGGGUCUCAUUUGGCUCACUGAGUCAUUCACUGCCGAGUUGCAGAGAGUUCCCCAUUGAAGAUCAUAAGUUCGCUCCGGGUUUGCUUGAGAAUUAUGAGUUGAAGAUUGCGACGCUCCUGAGAGCGCGAAGGGGUGUACCUGUUUCUGUAUCUUUAUUGCCUUUGUUGUACCAAGAGAUGUAUGGGAAAGCACUUCUGACAGAAGGUUAUCUCAGACCUGGAAAAGUUGGCGCAAGCUUAAUGAAGCUUCUUGCACUAUUAAGAAACAUUAGGCUUGUAGAUGGACCUCAUGGGGAUCAUUGGGUGGUACUAGAUGAGGAUGCUUCUAAUUAUAUGGAAUUUAUGACUGAAAGAAAUGAUCUUGGAAAUUCUAGUUCUCAUCAGAUUUAUCUUACUUUCCUUGCUGACAGCACAUUUACUGAUAUUGAUGUUCAGAAUUAUUUCAGUCAAUUUGGUCCUGUUCAUGAUGUGAGGAUCCCGCACCAAGCGAAACGGAUGUUUGGUUUUGUGAGCUUCUAUCAUUCUCAAACCGUCAGACAAAUUUUAGAGAUGGGACAUCCCCAUAACAUUUGUGGUUCUCGUGUUCUUGUCAAACCUUAUAUAGAAAAAUCAAGAUUAGUUCAGAGGAAAUAUGCUGAGAAAUUGAAUGAUGAUUUGCAUUCCCCAUCUCUUUCUUUUGAUUUGGAAAAUGGUCUUAGUCCAAGACAAAAUUCUAUUGAAGCUUCCCAGUUUCAUAAGAAGCAGCAGAUUGGGUUGGAGGAGCCAAACCUUUUACACGAUCAAUUUAGCUCUUUAAGCAUUGCUUCACAAGAAGAUACAAUUGAUGAAGAUAAGAGCUGCAAUAAUCAGGACAGAGAAAACCCACGGCAAAGUUUUAUAGCCUUCAAAAUACUAAUACCAGCAGAAGGAAGUUUGACACGCAAAUUUACAGAAAAAAUACAGUAUACUUUUGUGAUGUUUAGGAGAGCUGACAUUCUGCUAUAUUUGAAUCUCUAUAAACGAUUUGUCUGACAUUUUGCAAAUUACUGAGUAUGAUUUAUUUGUGUCUUAGCAUGCACGUACGAGCAACUUUUUCUGAGAAGAAAUUAUAUAAUACUAGAG